This is a messenger RNA of Amphibalanus amphitrite, 1683 nucleotides long. Its product is annotated as glucosamine 6-phosphate N-acetyltransferase-like. Bases 176 to 778 code for a protein of 200 amino acids. The transcript has 6 exons. Lineage: Eukaryota; Metazoa; Arthropoda; Thecostraca; Balanomorpha; Balanidae. Gene Ontology annotation, cellular component: endoplasmic reticulum; Golgi apparatus; endoplasmic reticulum-Golgi intermediate compartment. Gene Ontology annotation, biological process: UDP-N-acetylglucosamine biosynthetic process. The record is from RefSeq and is a predicted model, not a curated record. Gene Ontology annotation, molecular function: monosaccharide binding; glucosamine 6-phosphate N-acetyltransferase activity.
UGUUCACAGCUGAUCGGAGAGCCAGGUCGAGAGCGUGGGGCCCCUGCGAUCACGCCACUUUUCUGCCACGAGGGUGCUUUCACUUUCGGGGAGCCGAGAUCAGCUGGGUCAGCAGCUGCUGGUGAUUGACGUUGGACUUCUGUGAGACGUCUUCUGGAAUUUGGCACUUGAAACAAUGGACCAGGAAAGCAAGCCCGCCCAGAACGGCUGCGUGAACGGCGCCGGCGAGGGCUCGGACAUCUUCCCCCGCUCGCUGCUCAAGCAGCUGGACUGGGCCGACUACGCGGACAAGUUCAACCCCGCGAUCACCGCGGAGCAGCCUGGGGAUGGUCUCCUGGUUCGGCCACUACAGAAGGAGGAUUACGAUAAAGGUUUUCUGCAGCUGCUCGGCCAGCUGACGGAGGUCGGGGACAUCUCCCGGGAGGACUUCCUCAAGCGCUACGAGGCCAUGACGGCGUGUCCAAGCACCUACUACCCCGUUGUAGUGGAGGACGAGGUCAAAGGUCAGGUGGUGGGCGCCGCCACCCUCGUCAUCGAACAGAAGUUCAUCCACCACUGCGCCGUGAGAGGCCGCUUGGAGGAUGUGGUGGUCAGCGACGACUACCGCGGCAAACAGCUGGGAAAACUGCUGAUCGCCGUCAUCACCCUGCUGGCCAAGCGGCUGCACUGCUACAAAAUCACGCUGGACUGCAAGGACGUCAUGAUUCCCUUCUACUCCAAGAUGGGAUACACCAACGAGGCCGGACGCGCAAACUACAUGACCAUCCGCUAUGACUGACAUCUAGUGGCAGCUCUAGGAAACGGUAGUUAAUGUCUACGCCAUGCCGCGCUCCGGUCAAGGCGGGGCGAAGUGGAUUGCUGACUCGUGUUUCGCCCAGAUUUUGCCAGUUUGCAUCGAUUUUUAAGAAAAUGUGGUGGUUAGUUUCCAUUCCCAGAUCCGGACACCGACGCAGCCCGCUCAACCUUCGCUCACCGAACCCAGUGACCAAUGCUACUCGAAUUAUAAAAAUGACGUCACUGGUGUGCGUGAUGACGUCACUGUUCUCGCACGGUUUCGUCAUCUGAGUGUAGCUGGGGUUGUCGGACACAGACUGAGCAUGGAACUCGCCAUCCUCGGCUCCCCAGUGAAGACUCAGGGUGGAGGUAGCGGCAGCAAGGUCCGAGCAUGGUGGUGGUGUGAAUGCGUCGAACGAUUCUAUUUUUAUACGCGUUUAUCGAUAUUUUACAAAUCGUGGCAAUGUCGGGGAUCUUCAGAUGGUGUUGCAAUCAAGGCCGUUGCAAUAUGAAUUGUUCGUUUGAGAUGCAAAUAUUUUAGCAUGAACUAUUUGAUGCCAGUGAUAAUUAUCGAACACGGGUGGAUGCGAUCAUGAUUGUGAUUAUAAACGUCGCCCGAAUCGUCCGCGAACAAUUUAUCGAACAUGUCAUCUUUUAUCAUGCAAUUGUCACCACUUUCACACGAUCGAUGCCUCUUAUUUUCCUCUCUAGAUCAUCGGUGGUGACGAUGAGGAAUUGUGGCUCCAGUCCUCAGCUCGGGGAGUCUGUAUCAGUGACGCUGCAUUUUCGGCAGCUCCGUUGCACGGCGAUUGCUCCCGAAACUGUCUGGCAAUGUUGACCAGUGCUGCGUUUUGUUCAGUUGCAAAUGGAUUGCAAUAUAUUUUGUACAAACCUGUUGGGUUGCAGACA